AUGUCGGCUAAAGACGUUGGAAUUCACGCUAUCGAGGUGUACUUUCCUCGGUUUUGUGUAAAACAAACUGACAUGGAACUUUCCGAUGGCUGUACCGGUAAAUAUACCAAAGGACUUGGACAGGAAGUGCUUGGCGUAUGUGCUGUGGAAGAAGAUAUAAGCUCGAUUGCGCUAACGGUGGUUUCACAACUUAUUCGGCGUAUGAAUUUGGAUUUGAAAACGGUGGGAUUCCUGGAGGUCGGAUCGGAAACACUGAUCGACAAAUCAAAAUCGACGAAGUCCGUUCUGAUGGAACUGUUUGAGGCCAGCGGGAACUUUGAUGUGGAAGGCGUGGACGUGAAGAAUGCGUGUUUUGGUGGCACUGCCGCUUUGUUUCACGCGAUCAAUUGGCUUGAGUCUAGUUCGUGGGACGGUCGCUGGGCGCUAGUAGUGGCUGCUGAUGUUGCGGUCUACGGGACCAAAGCUGCUCGUCCUACUGGUGGUGCCGGUGCGGUUGCGAUUCUCUUGGGUCCAGACGCUCCGUUGAUCUUUGAUCGGGGCUUCUCCAACGUCUUGGUCACAGCCCAUUCGAACUGUACCGCAGAGAACCGCCUGCUCCCAGUGGACUUUCUCUGUUUCCACAGUCCCUUCACUCGUCUCGUUCAGAAGGCGUAUGGUUGGCUUGCUCUCCAGGACGUGGAAUGCUCGAGAAAGGUGGAUAUAUACAAUGGUUACGGGACGGAGAACAACAUGGUAACUGGCGAGCAACACGCCAUGCAUGAUAGCGUGGAUCCAAAGGUGACCGAGUGUUUGUCAAAAUUAACGGGUAACGAAUCACCACGGGACGUGGAUGCGCUUUGUAUGCAGGCGACAGCAGAGCUGUUCUCGACGAAGGUAGCACCUGGUCUUGUGUUCGCGAAACAGGUUGGAAAUAUGUACACUGCAUCGUUGUAUGCUUGCCUCGCCAGUUUGCUUCUGAGGUCAGUUAAGAUAUCAUUUGUUUCUUUUGUUUUAUUUCUGUCGUCCAACUUUACAUCACGCGAUUCGAGCCGUUUCCCUGCACAUGAGCUGUGGCCACUGGACGACACACGACUGUUUUUAUUGUUUAUUGCGCACCUACUUAAUAACAUAUCAGUAGCCUGUUUCAAAAGUCGUUUUCUGGUGUGCUUCAUUCGUACGUUCCGGAGGUCGUUUGCUCAUGGCGCAAUGCACCCGGGUUUUGAUGCUGCCUUUUUGUGUGUGGUUACGUUUAUUUGUGUUUUUAGUUUCAAAAGAGCAACCAGAAGUGAAAAAGGAGCUAACCAGGAAAAAUCCACCAUUAAAUAA
Messenger RNA from Echinostoma caproni, 1305 nucleotides. The record is from the annotation of a GenBank genome assembly. Lineage: Eukaryota; Metazoa; Platyhelminthes; Trematoda; Plagiorchiida; Echinostomatidae.